This is a messenger RNA of Drosophila suzukii, 962 nucleotides long. Lineage: Eukaryota; Metazoa; Arthropoda; Insecta; Diptera; Drosophilidae. The record is from RefSeq and is a predicted model, not a curated record.
GUUCUAAACCCGUUUUCAUAUAGAUGGGGAAACUAUUAAGAGCGAGUUCAGUAUAAAACCCACAGCCAGAUAGUUUGAGCUUUAGUAUAGAAUCAAAUAUGCAACUGAGUAUUAUACGAGUAUUUGUGCUUCUUGGCUUCGCCGCCGUUGUAAAUUCAUAUGGCAAAGGUCAACCGAUUUUGAUGUCAUCAAAAAAUCCACAAUCUGAUGAUAACUUUGUUGAGUCUUCGGACAAGGAGGUAACACGGAAUUUUAAGCAAUGCAAACCCAUUGAGACGACGAGUUCGGAGCCAAAUGAACAGUCCAGCCGUACAAUUGCACCCGAAGACGCCACCUCAAGAAGGAUUGUACCUUUACCUACUGUAACCCCCAAACCUAUUGAGACUACAAGUUCGGAGCCAAGUAAACUGCCCAGUAGUACAACUAGUCUGGAGGACGCCAUUUUAAGAAAGCUUGUUCCUCUGCCAACUCUUGCUCCCAGUUCCACUACAAGUACAACGGAGCUUAAUAGUGGAGUAUUAAACGAACGGAGGAUUGUACCCCUACCAACUCUUGAACAAACUUCCACAGCAAGCCCUUCGGAAAUCGUUAGUGGAGAAGAUAAUAAAAAUGUACCCAGCAAUGGCCUAAGACGCUUAAUACCUUUGUCGACAAGGUUAUUUAGAAUCUUAAAAGAAAAAGUUGAAGAAAACGUACCCAGCACCAUCGCAAAAAAACUUGUACCUUUACCUACUCCUAAACCAACUUCCACCACAAGCACAACCGAAGACAGCUUGGGAAACAGUGACCAAGUUCCGGAUGAUUGCGAACCCCUUCCCGAUGGUUUGGGACCGCGAUUGAAUGCUCAAACUCUAAAAUCACUUGUUAAAACUCAAUUGGGCUAGAUAAGUUUAUUAUAUAAAAAAACCUUUGAUAAAAAUUAAAUAAAUAAAAUACCAUCUGUACAUCUGUACCUUCAAAGA